CCGCCCCUCCCCCGCCCGGGCUGCUCCGUGGGCCGGGGCGCCGUGGGCUCGGCGGGGGAGCCGCGCCGCAGGAGCGUCAGGUGAGAGGGCGCCCGAACCAAGGUCAGCGGGCAUGGGGCGGGAUUGGGGCCGUCCACUACACGCACUGAGGACGUGCGACCUGGCGGGACCACGCCUUGCCCUGAAUCGCCCAGAACAGACCCGUGCUCUGGGGAUGCAGGCGAAGCCUUGGGGUACCUAGGUGCCUGGCUCGGUUUUCAUUCUGCGCCCGAUGGAGUCGCAGGGCUUCACCCCACCCCCCACCCCCCACCCCGCGCAGAUGGGCGCCCUGGAGGCAGUGUCAGCCAUCUCCAAGCCUAUGCGUGACGCCCGGGCCCUACCCAGCCGGAUUAGGGUUUGUCCGCCGAGUAAAAGGAUUUGUGUGCGGGCCUCCCAGGCUCUUCCCGCCGGGGCCCUCAUCCUUGCCCAGCUGGCCCUGUGACAUGGAUCCGCAUCUAGGGGUGCCCGUAUGAGCAGCAGCGCCCUGAAUCCCGAGGAGGAAGCUAAGAACCUUCUCUACUGGAGAGGCCUUGCUCCUGGAAGAUGGGUGUGGGCAAGCCCUUUUGCUCGAGGAGAUGAGUGCCAGGGGCCAAGAGAAAUCCCCUGGCUUCUUGGGGCUCGCAAACAUCCUGAGACACCAAGGAGCUGCCUCUGCCUGGGCCAAAGCUACUCCAUUAAAACUUUUGCUGUGCCUACUUCAUCUCUAGUGACUUUAAAUAAUCACUUUAAGUCAAGAUUUAAACAAUCAUUAAGGCCACCUAGUUCCUUUCUACAAGACUCACUCUUGAUAGUGGAAAACCUGGUGAACAGGGGGGUGCUCAGAGCAGGUACCACUUGAGGUGGAGCUUGAGGCUGGGUAACAGCCAACCCUCUGCCCUGCCACCCUGGUUGGUUUCUCAGCCCAAGUCCCCACCUUUAAAAUUGGACUCCUUGUGCCCGGAACUAGAUCCAGACCUUCCCGUCUCUCUAGGAUCACAGCUGCAUGUGCAUAAACACACUACAUUCCUUCAGUCCAGAAAGUCACUGUUGGAACUAUACUAGAAACCCAGUUGGUGGCCCAACCGUUCCAGGGCCCCACUGUCCCCCAAAAGAGGCACCUUUUGGGGAGCCAGCAUGGAGAACACAGGUCCAUAGCUUGGGAAAUGUUCUUCCCUAUCAUUUGCUUCAUCAUCCUACUCUCACAAGUUCCCAGAGAACAAACCCUCAUUCAGUAAGCUGUUCCACCCACCCCACUCCCAGGGCAGGACAAAGCAGGGCCUGGAUUUUUCUGUGGCUCUUGACUCCUCUAAGACUAGUUCUGCCCUGCCUCCCAUCAAGGACCUUAUCCAGGGGGUACAAAAGGGACCUCUGCUCUGGGCCUCACAAGAUCUCAUGCCAGUCCCCAGAGAGCAGAGUCCAAUGUACAAGGGGUGCUAUUUGCCUCCCCCUCUGGCCCAGGCUUGGGAACAGCUCUGGACUUCACCACCCAAAUGCUCCCAAGCCUGUAUCACCAUAUCUUACACCAGCCUCUUGCAAUGUAGGUCCAGAGUGGCUAGUUGGGAGGGUGUAGAGGGCGGUGCUACCUAGACAGACAUGCCCCAUGUGGCCUGUGUGCAAGACAGAGGACAUCAGAAAUUCAAAACUGGAACCUCAUGUCCCAAAUCCUUGACUGUUUUCGUUAAGAAAACGUUUUAUCAGUUUCUUAAAUUGAUUUAUAACUUUUCAAACAGUAGACACGGUGUGAGCUUCCAUCCAUGCUCUUCGCUGACUCUCAAGUGUUAGGGCAAGGCCUUGCCAAACUGUUUCAGGAAGUGCUUCCCAUCCCGGGCCCCGUUGUAGCAAAGCUGGUGAGGAGGUUGGCCUCGGGAGAUGGCCUCCGGAGCCCCGGCUCUGCUGCUGCUGUCGCUGCUCUGCCUGCCCAGUCUCCCGCCCGGAUCCACCAGCUGCCCGGCUGCCUGCCGCUGCUACAGCACCACGGUGGAGUGUGGGGCCCUGGGGCUGCACGUUGUCCCGCCAGGAAUCCCGCCUGGGACACAGACGCUGUUCCUGCAGGAUAACAGCAUCUCAUGCCUGGAGCUGGGCAUCCUGGCGCCCCUUGCCGCCCUUCACAGCCUCUACCUGCACAACAACAGCCUUCGCACCCUGGAGCCAGGCACCUUUCACGCACAGUCGCGCCUGCUGGAGCUCGCACUCACAGGCAACCAGUUGCGAGGCCUGCGCCUGGGGGCUUUUGCAGGCCUGGCUCAGCUGCGCAUACUCUACCUGGCUGGUAACCAGCUGAUGCAGCUGCUGGACUUCACCUUCCUGCAUCUGCCGCGACUGCAGGAGCUGCACCUGCAGGAAAACAGCAUUAAGCUGCUGGAGGACCAGGCCCUGGCCGGGCUCUCCUCACUGGCACUGCUGGACCUCAGCAGGAACCAGCUGGGCACCAUCAGCCAUGAGACCCUGCAGCCCCUGGCCAGUCUGCAGGUCCUACGCCUCACAGAGAACCCAUGGCGCUGUGACUGCGCGCUGCACUGGCUGGGAGACUGGCUCAAGGAGGCGGGGCAGAGGUUGCUCAGCUCCAGGGACAGGAAGAUCGUGUGCGCAGAGCCUCCACGCCUGGCCCUCCAGAGUCUCCUGGACGUCUCUGGCAGCAGCCUCAUCUGCAUCCCACCUUCUGUGCACGUUGAGCCGCUGGAGGUGACAGCCAACCUGGGUGAGAACCUGCGGGUGGCCUGCCAGGCUUCCGGCUACCCGCAGCCCCUGGUAACCUGGAGAAAGGUGGCCCAGCCUCGCGAGGGACAACCACGGGCCCAGGCCCCGCCCGAAGGCGGGGUGCCAGGCCCAGGCGGGCACGGAGCCUCCGACACGGGCAGCGGCAUGCUCUUUCUCACCAACAUCACCCUGGCCCACGCUGGCAAGUACGAGUGCGAGGCCUCUAACGCCGGCGGCGCCGCUCGGGUGCCCUUUCAGCUCCUGGUCAACGUGUCCCAGCAGCAGCUGCAGGGGGCGCCCCCACCGGUGGCCGUGGGCCCCGCGCCCCUGCCCGAGGCGAGCAGCAUGGCCUUCCGCGCCCUGGGGCUGGCCACGCAGACGGUGAUCGCGGCGGCCAUCGCGCUGCUGGCGCUGACGGCGAUGCUGCUGGCGACCCUCAUCUGUCGCCGGCGCCGGCGGCGGAAAAAGGCGCCCGGGCCGCCGGGGGAGGGCGCGCUGUUCGUCAACGACUACUCGGACGGGCCCUGCACCUCCGCGCAGCUGGAGGAGCUCCGCGGCGAGCGGGGCCACGAGAUGUUCGUCAUCGACCGCUCCAAGCCGCUCUUCGCCGAGGCCCCAGCACAGGGCGCGGCGCCCGGGCCGGCGCAGGGGUUCCCGCUGCAGCCUCCCUCCGCCUAUGAGAUCCACUGCUGAGGGCGGGGCGGGCGACGCGCGCUGAUGACGCAGGCCCGGCGGAUUGGCCAGUCGGCGGACUCCGUUCGCGCAUGCUCCGGCGUGAUCAGUAAAGGGUGGAAGCUGCGCGGUGUGAA
This is a messenger RNA of Myotis lucifugus (little brown bat), 3524 nucleotides long. It is a transcript of the gene LRRC24, whose product is annotated as leucine rich repeat containing 24. The coding region runs from base 1888 to 3408 and encodes 506 amino acids. NCBI's taxonomy places the organism in Eukaryota, Metazoa, Chordata, Mammalia, Chiroptera, Vespertilionidae. The record is from RefSeq and is a predicted model, not a curated record. The transcript is spliced from 4 exons. Gene Ontology annotation, molecular function: protein binding.